AUGGCAGCGCGGCUGCUCGCACCACCAGGCCCUGAUAGUUUUAAACCCUUCACUCCGGAGUCUCUGGCCAACAUUGAGAAACACAUUGCAGAGCUGAAAAGGAAGCAGAAGCAAAAGCCAAAGCAAGACAGCAGCCACCGGGACGACGAUGAAGACAGCAAACCAAAACCAAACAGUGACCUUGAGGCAGGGAAGAAUUUGCCUUUCAUCUACGGGGACAUCCCAAAAGGCCUGGUUGCUGUUCCACUGGAGGACUUUGACCCUUAUUACAUGACCCAGAAAACCUUUGUAGUACUAAACAGAGGGAAAACACUCUUCCGAUUUAGUGCCACACCUGCCUUGUACAUUUUAAGUCCUUUUAAUCUGUUUAGAAGAAUAGCUAUUAAAAUUUUGAUACAUUCAGUAUUUAGCAUGAUCAUUAUGUGCACUAUUUUGACCAACUGUGUAUUCAUGACUUUUAGUAACCCACCCGAAUGGUCGAAGAAUGUGGAGUACACCUUCACUGGCAUUUACACAUUUGAAUCCCUGGUGAAAAUCAUUGCAAGAGGUUUUUGCAUAGAUGGCUUCACUUUCCUGCGGGAUCCCUGGAACUGGUUGGAUUUCAGCGUCAUCAUGAUGGCAUAUGUCACAGAGUUUGUGGACCUUGGGAAUGUCUCAGCAUUGAGAACUUUCAGAGUUCUCCGAGCUUUGAAAACUAUCUCUGUCAUUCCAGGCUUGAAGACCAUUGUGGGGGCUCUAAUUCAGUCUGUGAAGAAGCUGUCAGAUGUCAUGAUCUUGACAGUGUUUUGUCUCAGUGUCUUUGCUCUGAUUGGGCUGCAACUGUUCAUGGGCAAUUUGAGGAACAAGUGUGUGAUUUGGCCAAUUAACAUGAACGAGACUUUCCUGGACAACGGCUCGAGGGGCUUUGACUGGGAGGAAUACACCAACAAUAUGUCAAAUUUUUACAUCAUUCCUGGUGCCCCUGAUCCUUUGCUCUGUGGUAACAGCUCCGAUGCAGGUCAAUGUCCAGAGGGCUACACGUGCAUGAAGGCAGGACGGAACCCCAACUAUGGUUACACAAGCUUUGACACCUUCAGCUGGGCCUUUCUGGCUUUAUUUCGCCUUAUGACUCAGGACUUUUGGGAAAACUUGUAUCAAUUAACCUUACGAGCAGCAGGAAAAACCUACAUGAUCUUCUUUGUCUUAGUGAUCUUUGUGGGAUCAUUUUAUCUGGUUAAUCUCAUUUUGGCUGUGGUAGCCAUGGCUUAUGAAGAGCAGAACCAGGCCACCCUGGAGGAGGCAGAGCAGAAGGAGGCAGAAUUUAAGGCCAUGUUAGAACAAUUGAAAAAGCAGCAGGAAGAAGUACAGACUGCUGGCAUGGUCACCUCGGCAGGGACAGUCUCUGAAGAUGCUGUGGAAGAUGAUGGAGGGGGAAGGAUGUCUCGGAGCUCCUCAGAGAUCUCCAAACUCAGCUCCAAGAGUGCCAAGGAGCGGCGGAACCGCAGGAAGAAACGGAAGGACAAGGAACUGUCGGAAGGAGACGAGAAGUGUGACACUGAGAAGGUGUUCAAGUCUGAGUCUGAGGAUGGCAUGAGGAGGAAGGCAUUCCGGCUGCCAGACAACAGGCUGGGGAGGAAGUUUUCCAUCAUGAACCAGUCUCUCCUCAGCAUCCCAGGCUCCCCUUUCCUCUCCCGCCACAACAGCAAGAGCAGCAUCUUCAGCUACAAAGGGCGAUUCCGGGACCCGGGCUCAGAGAACGAGUUUGCAGACGACGAGCACAGCACGGUGGAGGAGAGUGAGGGCAGGAGAGAUUCCCUCUUCAUCCCCAUCCGGGGCCGCGACCGGCGCAGCGGCUACAGCGGCUACACCCGGCUCAGACCCGACACGCCGAUCUUCCCCACCCUGCGCCGCAGCCUCAAGAGGAACAGCACCGUGGAUUGUAACGGGGUGGUGUCCCUGAUCGGGGGGCCCCCCUCCAGCAUGCCCGGGGGGCGCCUCCUGCCCGAGGUGAGGCCGGGGUCGGGAAGGGGUGAUUCUGGCACAACAGAAAUUGAAAUUAGGAAGAAACCUGGUGGGUCUCUCCUGGUCUCCAUGGAUCAAGUGAACGCGUCCUACGGGAGAAAGGACCGAACCAACAGCGUGAUGACCGGGCUGACCAACACCCUGGUUGAGGAGCUGGAAGAGUCCCAGAGGAAGUGUCCCCCUUGCUGGUACAAGUUUGCCAACACAUUCUUGAUCUGGGAAUGCCACCCGUACUGGAUCAAGCUGAAGGAGAUUGUGAACUUAAUUGUCAUGGAUCCUUUUGUUGACUUGGCCAUCACCAUCUGCAUCGUGCUGAACACCUUGUUCAUGGCCAUGGAGCACCACCCCAUGACCCCAGAGUUUGAACACGUGCUCUCUGUGGGAAACCUGGUGUUCACUGGAAUUUUCACAGCAGAAAUGUUCCUGAAGCUCAUUGCCAUGGAUCCCUACUAUUAUUUCCAAGAAGGCUGGAACAUCUUUGAUGGGUUUAUUGUCUCCCUGAGUUUGAUGGAACUGAGUCUGGCAGAUGUGGAAGGACUUUCUGUGCUGAGAUCUUUCCGACUGCUGAGAGUCUUCAAACUGGCCAAGUCCUGGCCCACUCUGAACAUGCUGAUAAAAAUCAUCGGAAACUCAGUGGGUGCUCUGGGGAACUUGACCUUGGUGCUGGCCAUCAUCGUGUUCAUCUUUGCUGUGGUGGGGAUGCAGCUCUUUGGCAAAAGCUACAAGGAGUGUGUCUGCAAGAUCAAUCCGGAGUGUGAGCUGCCCCGCUGGCACAUGCACGAUUUCUUCCACUCCUUCCUUAUUGUCUUCCGUGUGUUGUGUGGGGAAUGGAUUGAGACCAUGUGGGAUUGUAUGGAAGUGGCAGGACAGGCCAUGUGCUUGAUUGUCUUCAUGAUGGUCAUGGUCAUCGGAAAUUUGGUGGUGCUGAACCUGUUCCUGGCCUUGCUGCUGAGCUCCUUCAGCGCCGACAACUUGGCGGCCACGGACGACGACGGGGAGAUGAACAACCUGCAGAUCUCGGUGAUCCGCAUCAAGAAGGGCAUCGCCUGGACCAAGGCCAAGGUGAGGGAGUUCAUGCAGGCCCACUUUAAGCAGAGGGAGGCAGACGAGGUCAAGCCCUUGGACGAGCUGUAUGACAAGAAGGUGAACUGCAUCGCCAACCACACCGGGGCCGACAUCAACAGGGACAUUGAUUAUCAGAAGAACGGCAACGGCACCACGAGCGGCAUCGGCAGCAGCGUGGAGAAGUACAUCAUAGAUGAAGACCACAUGUCCUUCAUCAACAACCCCAACCUCACUGUCCGGGUGCCUAUUGCUGUGGGGGAGUCAGAUUUUGAGAACCUCAACACGGAAGAUUUCAGCAGUGACACAGACCCCGAUGGCAGCAAAGAGAAACUUGAUGAUACCAGCUCCUCUGAAGGCAGCACCAUUGAUAUAAAGCCUGAAGUGGAAGAAGUCCCUGUGGAGGCACCAGAGGAGUAUCUGGACCCAGAUGCCUGCUUCACAGAAGGUUGUGUGCAGCGCUGCAAGUGUUGCCAGGUCAACAUUGAGGAGGGGCUGGGGAAGUCCUGGUGGACCUUGAGGAAGACUUGUUUUCUGAUCGUGGAACACAAUUGGUUUGAGACUUUCAUCAUCUUCAUGAUCCUCCUGAGCAGUGGGGCCCUGGCUUUUGAGGACAUUUACAUAGAACAGAAAAAAACCAUCCGGACCAUCCUGGAAUAUGCAGACAAGGUCUUCACUUACAUUUUCAUCCUGGAGAUGCUGCUGAAGUGGUGUGCUUAUGGCUUUGUCAAGUUCUUCACCAACGCCUGGUGCUGGUUGGACUUCCUCAUCGUGGCUGUCUCAUUAGUCAGCCUUAUAGCUAAUGCCCUGGGCUACUCGGAACUAGGUGCCAUAAAGUCCCUUAGGACACUAAGAGCUUUGAGGCCUUUAAGAGCGUUGUCCCGAUUUGAGGGGAUGAGGGUGGUUGUCAACGCCUUGGUUGGGGCAAUCCCUUCCAUUAUGAAUGUCUUGUUGGUCUGCCUUAUCUUCUGGCUGAUUUUCAGCAUUAUGGGGGUUAACCUGUUUGCUGGGAAAUACCAUUACUGCUUUAAUGAAACAGCUGAGGAGCGUUUUGAGAUAGACAUUGUGAACAACAAGACAGACUGUGAAGCUCUGAUGCCACCCAACUCCACCGAGAUCCGCUGGAAGAACGUGAAGAUUAACUUUGACAACGUUGGGGCAGGAUACCUGGCUCUUCUGCAGGUUGCUACUUUCAAGGGCUGGAUGGACAUCAUGUAUGCAGCAGUGGACUCCAGAAAGCAAGAAGAGCAGCCCAAGUAUGAGGACAACAUUUACAUGUACAUCUACUUUGUGAUCUUCAUCAUCUUCGGCUCCUUUUUCACCCUCAACUUGUUCAUUGGUGUCAUCAUUGACAACUUCAAUCAACAGAAGAAAAAGUUUGGAGGUCAAGAUAUUUUUAUGACAGAAGAACAAAAGAAGUACUAUAAUGCCAUGAAAAAACUGGGCUCAAAGAAGCCUCAAAAACCUAUUCCCCGACCUCUGAACCGCAUCCAAGGAGCUGUCUUUGACUUUGUCACUCAGCAAGCGUUUGACAUUGUCAUCAUGAUGCUCAUUUGCCUCAACAUGGUGACCAUGAUGGUGGAGACGGACACCCAAAGCAAGAAGAUGGAGGACAUCCUUUACUGGAUCAACUUUGUGUUUGUCAUCUUCUUCACCUGUGAGUGUGUGCUGAAGAUGUUCGCCUUACGGCACUAUUAUUUCACCAUCGGGUGGAACAUUUUUGACUUCGUGGUUGUGAUUCUGUCCAUCGUGGGAAUGUUCCUGGCUGAAAUCAUUGAGAAGUACUUUGUGUCACCCACUCUGUUCCGAGUCAUCCGCCUGGCGCGCAUCGGCCGCAUCCUGCGCCUGAUCAAAGGGGCCAAAGGGAUCCGCACGCUGCUCUUUGCCUUAAUGAUGUCCCUGCCUGCCUUGUUCAACAUCGGCCUCCUGCUCUUCCUGGUCAUGUUCAUCUUCUCCAUCUUUGGCAUGUCCAACUUUGCCUACGUCAAGCACGAGGCCGGCAUCGAUGACAUGUUCAACUUUGAGACCUUUGGCAACAGCAUGAUCUGCCUGUUCCAGAUCACCACGUCGGCGGGGUGGGAUGGGCUGCUCCUGCCCAUCCUCAACCGGCCCCCGGACUGUGACCUGGAGAAGGAGCACCCCGGGAGUGGCUUUAAGGGGGAUUGUGGGAACCCUUCGGUGGGGAUAUUUUUCUUUGUCAGCUACAUCAUCAUCUCCUUCCUGAUCGUGGUCAACAUGUACAUUGCCAUCAUCCUGGAGAACUUCAGCGUGGCCACGGAGGAGAGCGCCGACCCGCUGAGCGAGGACGACUUCGAGACCUUCUAUGAGAUCUGGGAGAAGUUUGACCCUGAUGCCACCCAGUUCAUCGAGUACAGCAAGCUGGCAGACUUUGCUGAUGCUUUGGAACAUCCUCUCCGCGUCCCGAAACCCAACACCAUCGAACUCAUCGCCAUGGACCUGCCUAUGGUCAGUGGAGACAGGAUCCACUGUUUAGACAUCCUGUUUGCCUUCACCAAACGUGUCCUGGGGGACAGCGGAGAGCUGGAUAUACUGAGGCAACAGAUGGAGGAAAGAUUUGUGGCAUCCAACCCUUCCAAAGUGUCUUAUGAGCCCAUCACGACCACCCUGCGGCGCAAGCAGGAGGAGGUGUCGGCCGUGGUGAUCCAGAGGGCUUACAGGGCUCGUCUGGCACGACGGGGCUUCAUCAGCCGCAGGCCCGUGGCCACCAAGCUGGAGAAUGGAGGAGCCAACAGGGAGAAAAAAGAAGGGACCCCCUCGACAGCCUCCCUGCCCUCCUAUGACAGUGUCACCAAACCCGAGAAGGAGAAACAGCAACGGGCAGAGGAAGGGAAACGGGAACGAGCCAAAAGGCAAAAAGAGGUCAGGGAAUCCAAGUGUUGA
Messenger RNA from Chaetura pelagica (chimney swift), 5964 nucleotides. RefSeq names its product sodium channel, voltage gated, type VIII, alpha subunit (gene SCN8A). NCBI's taxonomy places the organism in Eukaryota, Metazoa, Chordata, Aves, Apodiformes, Apodidae. Gene Ontology annotation, cellular component: plasma membrane; voltage-gated sodium channel complex; axon. Bases 1 to 5964 code for a protein of 1987 amino acids. Gene Ontology annotation, biological process: membrane depolarization during action potential; sodium ion transmembrane transport; neuronal action potential. The record is from RefSeq and is a predicted model, not a curated record. Gene Ontology annotation, molecular function: protein binding; voltage-gated sodium channel activity. The transcript is spliced from 27 exons.